Amborella trichopoda is the source of this 3347-nucleotide messenger RNA. Its product is annotated as phytyl ester synthase 1, chloroplastic. Lineage: Eukaryota; Viridiplantae; Streptophyta; Magnoliopsida; Amborellales; Amborellaceae. The record is from RefSeq and is a predicted model, not a curated record. Gene Ontology annotation, cellular component: membrane.
GAACAAGAACCUUGCCUUCAUCUUUGAAAGAAGCUUCCUUGGUUCAUGGCUCUGAUAGGCCUGAGUUGAAGAAGGUAUCGCCUUCAUCUUUGAAAGAAGCUUCCUUGGUUGAUGGCUCUCAUAGGCCUGAGUUGAAGAAGGUAUUGACGGAAGGUGAUGCUAGAUCUUCGUUAGUUUUGGAGGAUGAAGUGAUGACGCCUCUGAAUUUUAAAGAUUAUUUGGAAAGAUACAGGGACUUCACAGAAAGUGGUGAUGGCCCUCCUCGCUGGUUUACUCCAUUGGAGUGUGGCGCUCCUAUGAAGAAUGCUCCUCUUCUGCUGUUUCUUCCUGGUGAACUUCAUUUUUGUUUAAUAUAUUGGUUUAAAAAAUGCUGGAUCGGCAUGGAAUCACCGGGUCUAACCCGUGAAUCGGUCACCUGUGGGGAUUAGAAAAUCAUCCGGGUCUAGAAGAGAUUAUGCGAUUUUUUACAUUAAAAAGCAUUGUUUUGCUAUAUAAAAUGGCUGAUUCACCUAUCGGGACUAGUUUUUGGCCCGUUCACUUUACUUGUUCGUAUUUUUUUUUUUUGUCAGUUCGCUAUUUUUUUUAAGCAGUGACGAUUCAGUUCGCCGAUUCACCGAUCAAGACUGCUUUUUAAGAUGCUUGAUCCUGCCCUGGUGGUCUAUCCGUUUUUUAAAUCAUUGGUUGAAUAUUUCUCUCGCAUAUGAAUUUCAUUAGAACUUAUGCUGUAUCUACUUUUUGAUUCAUUAGGGUGAGAUUUGUAUAAGGUGCCAACCAUAAACAAUCACAGUAAGGUGCACCACCCAAAAUCUCUUUGUAAGAUGUAUUUUAGGCGUCGAAAUUCUUAUUAUCGCGCUAAAAUCUAUUUUUCACCCCUUUUAUGGAAUUGAAAGCUUCAAAAAAAUAUUGUAGAUCUACCAAAUUUAUGAACACUAUGGUCUAUAUAAUGUGUUACAAGUCUAAUUACAAAAUGUACUAUUAUUAAUAUUUGAAAUUCAAUUUUUCUUUCAUAUACCUGCAUAUUGAAGUGGGAGAUGACCAAUUAAAGGGUUUUCUAAUAACAAAACAACUUUUUAGGAAGAUUUUUGAGGUGCACCAUACUUAUACGGUAUCAGGUUUACACCUUAUGUAAAUUUUUUACGAUUCUUUAUUAUUUCCUGAAUGCCGUAUGACUGCUGUAGCUUGCCCGCCGUGUGGUUGUAUUUUUGCCUUCCCUCUCUACCCCCGCUCCUGCCUCUCUUUCCUCUGAGAAUUAUUUUUGAAUAAGACGCUUCCUUUUGGAGAUACACAGUCCACUGAUAAGAUGUUUCAUUUGCACUUCCUUAGCUGUUUCAAGACUUUCACUCUCUCCCUCUCUUGUGUAUCAACCCAGGAUUUGAUCCCUGAGUCUUCAAAUUGAAUCCGGAGAAGGAAAUGAUCCCAUUCACUUCGAUAGAUUCAGUUCUUGGGUGAAUGAUGUUGGUUACUGUAAUCAAUGAUUCAAUACUCGGCCGAGGGGAAGAUGGCCUUGGACAUGGGUUGAUGCGACACCAUCGAAGACUUGGGAAGAUUUUUGAAGUAUGGUGUUUGCAUAUUCCAGUUUCUGACCGCACUCCCUUUGAAGGACUCGUGAAAAUUGUUGAAAUGAUGAUUAAGUCAGAGAAUUCAUGUUUUACAAAGAGACCGAUAUUUCUUGUUGGAGACUCUCUCGGUGGAUGUGUUGCACUAGCUGUUGCAGCUCGUAACUCUAAAGCGGACCUAACAUUAAUAUUGGCCAACCCUGCGAGCUGUUUCUGCAGGUCACAGUUAAAAUAUCUUCUCCCAUUCUUGGAUGCUAUGCCUGACCAUGUCCUUGAUCUUAUCCCUUAUCUUAAGAGCUUGAACAUAGGUGAUCCUGUUGGGAUGGCAAUGAAGAAUGUAGAAAUGGGUGUUACUUUGGGAGUUGGCCAAAUUUCACAGAGCCUUUCUGCACUUUUUGCUGAUCUUUUAAAUUUACGAGUUUUAUUAUCGAGAGAAACUAUCUUGUGGAAGAUAAGACUGCUGAUGUCAGCUUCCUCCUAUGCAAAUUCUCGUCUCCAUGCAAUUAAGUCUGAAGUGCUUGUACUUGCCAGUGGUAAUGAUCAACUGCUACCGAACCAAGAUGAAGCUGAAAGGCUUUGCCGUGUACUACCCAACUGUAGAUUUCGUCAUUUCCCGGAUAGUCACCGCCUCAUCUUCCUGGAAGGAGAUGUUGAUUUGGUCACUAUUAUCAAAGGCACUGGUAUAUAUCGCCGCUCGACACACAAGGACUGGGCGUUAGAUUUCCUCCCUCCUACACUCAAUGAAUUUAAGUAUGCUUACGAAGUACUUAGAUGGGUUAUUCAUGCAACUGAUCCUGUGGUAUUUUCAACAAUGGAAGAUGGAAAGAUAGUGAGGGGUCUCGCAGGGAUACCUCAAGAUGGCCCUGUUAUACUUGUGGGGUAUCACAUGUUUAUGGGAUGGGACCUAGGUCCUUUUGUUGGAGAGCUCUUGAUGGAGAGAGGUGUUUUUGUUCGAGGACUAGCACAUCCUUUUAUGUUUGACAAGCAUGCAGAAACCCUUAUGCCUGAUCCAGCAUCAUUUGACUUUAUGAGGAUUAUGGGUGCAGUUCCUGUGUCAGCAACCAACUUUUACAAACUUCUGUCUAGUAAGUCUUUUGUUCUAUUAUAUCCUGGAGGCGCACGCGAGGCUCUUCAUCGAAAGGGUGAAGAAUACAAGCUUUUCUGGCCAGAGCAUUCUGAGUUUAUUAGAAUGGCUGCCAGUUUUGGAGCCACAAUCAUACCUUUUGGUGCUGUUGGAGAAGAUGAUGUUGCUGAAUUGCUCCUUGAUUAUGAUGACCUGAUUAAGAUUCCGUAUAUAAGAGAUCAAAUUGAGGACCUAAAUCGUGAUGGCAUACGGUUGAGGACUGGUGUUCCUGGGGAGGUGGGAAACCAAGACCUUUAUCUUCCUGGAAUGUUUCCAAAAAUUCCAGGUCGCUUUUAUUGCUUAUUCGGAGGCCCAAUUCAAACAAAAGGCAUGAAGAAUGAGCUAAAAGAUAAAGCGAAAGCACAUGCGAUGUAUCUGCAGGUGAAAUCCAAAGUCGAGAAACUAAUUGCGUACCUAAAAGAGAAGAGAGAGUUGGAUCCUUAUAGAGGUCUAUUACCAAGGCUCCUUUAUCAGGCUACCCAUGGAUUCACAUCUAAAGUUCCAACCUUUGAGCUUUGAAACUUGUAACAAUAGUAUAUCUUGCUUUUGUUUAUUCAACUUUUUUGUGAUUGAAAUAAAGGGUCAUUAUUGUGGUGCCCCUGGAGAUGAUAUUAGCACUCUUAUGAAUAAAUCACUAAGGCCCCAUUCGGAUGGGCUGUGUUUAUGCU